Molecule: messenger RNA, 7670 nt
Organism: Taeniopygia guttata (zebra finch)
Lineage: Eukaryota; Metazoa; Chordata; Aves; Passeriformes; Estrildidae
Source: RefSeq, a predicted model, not a curated record
AAACUUACUAGGAAAAUAACAUUUUUUUAGUCCAUCCUAACUGAUUAGGAGCAACAGAAUCAAUUUACAUUUAUUAAUUGGUGACAUUGCUGAGAACGUGGAGCGGGGAGGAAAAGGUAUUCUACUUGCUGGGUAUUCUAUCGAAGUAUUCCUGUGCAGGAUGGUUUUAGUAAAUGUGGAGAUUUUUUAGACAAUGGCUGCAAUGAUUAGAUGCUUCAUAAUCAACUGAGGGUAUGCUAUGACAACCUAGAAGCCUGACACUAUAGGCACACUGGUUAUAUGUUGGAAACCAGAUAUGAAACCAUCCAGGCUGGAGAUUUGAUUCAGGAUCCCUUCCCUUUGUAUUAACCUUCGAACAGACUGACGUGAAGAGUCUGGAAGACUCUUGGAGCAUGGGGCAUGAGACAGUGUGUGGGAGCAUAGUAGUACCAGUGAGCUUUUGAUUUCAAUUUUGUGAGUGUGCCAUUUAAAGAAAGGCAAUCAAUGAGAUGAGUAGGUCUCAGAUCCCCAAGGAUGUAAAAAUAACCUUUACAGGGAACUCCAGAAGCUGGUGUAAAUGCGAAGUUUUGCACUAGAGUACUCUUCAAGAAUUGGUUGUGGUGCAGAAGCAUGGAAGAGCUUUUCUUUUCAACAUGUACAAACCGUGUUGAAAAGCAAAAGCAUCCAGGAGGCAGUUGUCUGUUGUAUGUCCAUCGGCAUUGGGACAUAUCUUCAUUUAUUUUCUGUGAAAAAGAGACUAAUCUGAUUGUCCCAGGACAGUGUCACUAAGACUAAUGUGAAUGAUUUACUUGACUGGUGGGUCUGGCACUUCUGUCCCUAACUUUUGACCUGAUCCUGAGGGUAUGGCAGGUUACAGUUGCUUUUCUGUCUCUGCUUCAGUCUAGGGAGCUCUCAUACUGAAUCACCAACUGCUGUUGACUGCAGUCCUUGGCUCUGUGUGCUUCAUUUUUAACUCCCAAACAUCCAUCCAUUCCUGCUGUACAAGAGGGUUUUUUCUAUGUUCCUUCUGUCAUCAAUAUCCUCACAUACCGGAUGACCAGGAUUCUUAGGGGAAUAAAGAAUGCUGUAAGAGCUCAACAUGAAUUCCAACUGUUAGGUUGUUGUGCAGUCACUUUCAGAGAGUAUUAGACUGCUUUCAUGUCCAGCAAAGGGCUAUCAAGUUUCUGAAUUGGUGUAGUAGUCCACUACUAGUGCAAGAUUUCGUGUUGUUUAGGCUGACUGCAAGUCCCUUACAAGUUAGUCUACUGAUGAUUAAGUCCUCAAAAACUUGUUUGCCUUGCGUUGUGAAAGGAUAUUGGCACCACAGUAGGAUGUGAGUUUUAGUUAUACUCAGUGUGGCCUCAGUUGAGGAGUUUUUGAGUAUAUUUUCUUAUGUCCUGGGAAUUAUUCAGGCCAUAUUCUUUAUUGACAACGAGAGGUCACUUCAAGACUUUCUGAAGAGGCUGACUAUCCCCUUGAAAUGGUCAGUCUCUCCAAAUUCGUUCUUCCUGCAUCAUGUAAUAAAAGCUACCAUAGCUUAGUAAGGAAGUUCAUGUCCUUUGCUCCCACAGCUGUAGAACUGAACUGGAAGUUACCUGUUGGCUCUCACAGCUGAACAUUUCUCUCUGUAGCUUUGGCCUUACGGGCUGUAAAUAUGCACUCCAUGGCGAGGGAUCAGUCUUGUCUCAGCUGCAGUAUAGUCAAUAUAGCAAGGGAAGCCUUGGCUGGAGGAGUUGGGGCUGUUUUACCAGCUAUUGAACACAAAUACGAGGUCACAUAGCAAAUGACUUGUUGACUUAGGCUUGAAAUUCCACACCUCUGCAGUGUUGUUAACAUCCUAUGUGCUACAACACUUAUAGGUAGUUUAAGACAAACCUUAUAAAGGCUGUCUGGGGAGUUUUCUAGCAUAAAGCUCUCAGUGAAGUACACUCCCACUAAAGUGAGUGCUUUGGACACCUCUUAGAGCUAUCCAGUUCUUUAUAGCAAGUGUUUCUUGGCUCAAACUGUAAUAUCCUCAGAGAAUUACAGAAGCAGAAUAUUAUCCAACACAUGGAAAUUUGCUUGCUUAAUCUCUCUCAAAGGGCAGCGUGUUCUGGGUACUGCACUUAAAUUGUCACCCUUCAUUAGCCAUGGUAACAGCAGCUGGCUAUCAGUGUGUUCUGCUGUGUAUAAAUUGACACUGGACAACAGCUUCAGGACUGUUCUGUCAAAGCUCUGAAAUAUCUGUUUCAAGUAUGUGGUCACUAAUUCACCUCCAGAAGUAGAGAAUUUAUGCCAAGUCUAAAUCUGCCUACUGCAGGAUUCAGUUUUGUAAAAUGCUUUAUAUGGAGGAGACUUUAAAUCUUCCUGUUUGUUACUUAGAAGCAGUGUGGAAAAGCUAAGGUAUGUUUGUGAAUAUUAUUAUUUACAUUAAAAAAUCUGGCUAAAUGUUAGUAAAUUCAUUUGAUCUAGCUAACGUGCUUUUAUUCUGGCCCUUUAUUUUCCUUUGUACAUGCUUUUAAGUCUUUUCACAGUAUUUCUCAAUGUGACUGUAAGAUUUCAUAGAUUUAGGACAAGGGAUCCAAUACAUUGCGAAACAACAUUCAAAUCCCAAGGAAGGAAGCCUUAUAAGAUUAUAGAAGCUUUUUCUCCUUAAAAUAGAGAUGCAAAUAUCCUGUUGUUACUUAUUUCUGUUCCUUUGUCUGGUUCUAAAUCGCUAAAUGAGUUAAAUGGCUUUGAUCUAGACAUGUCUGUUGCUUUUGUGCAUUAAAAAAUAACAUACAAUGGUGAGACAUAUUCUGUUUACCUUAAGAUUGUUUAUUUUUCUAUAAAAAGGCAAGUAAAUCUACAAAGCUACCUAGGUUUAGCUAUUUCACCUCCCUUAUAUGAUCUGCAGUGUUGGAGAGGUGUAUACCUGAAGAAGUCUCCAUGGUCUGCUUGCUGAUUGCUGGCAGUAUGUCGGAUCUUUUGUCAGUCAGUAGCUUGGCAAAUCAUGUGACUCAUUCUGAAGAUCUGAGUGCUUACCCUAGAAGUAAGAAAAUUGAUUCUAUUCAUUAAACUAGACCACAGAAAUAAUUUUACCAACCAUAUGGUUAUACUUAAUGUUCAUUGAAGAGAACAUCAGUAAGUAAUUCACCAAAAGGACUGUUUCCAGCCUAGGGUUUUUUUUCUUGCAUUUUUGUUCUUUUUUUACUUCCUCUCUGAAUGACUCUGAAUGGUCUUCAUAGCUGGCAGUAUUUAUUUUCAGGUAACAGUGGUGUUAAGGCAUGGAUGAAUCUGCAGCCUAAUUCUGAUAAUCCUUCCUCCUUUCCCCAGUUAUGUACUGUCACUUCACAUAUUCUGUAAAUGCUCAAGUAACCACUUCUGUAAAAGCGAGGAGUACUUAGACUUGCUUGUGAGAUGAAUUUCUCUGUGCUCUGUGACUUCUCCCUGAUAGCACAGACACGUGACUUGCACAGAAGUUUGCUGUUAAUGUAAUGAGGAAUAAAUUUUUAGGCUGACACUCAGUUUUAUAAAGCAACUCAAUGUAAAGGAUGAGCAGGAUGAGGGGAGGAAGGACUGUUCAGACUUUCAAUUAAAACCUGCUGUAUUAUAAAAUUGCUGCUGAUUGCAGUGUCUCAAAGGUGGGAUCUCUGUAGUUCUUUCCUGAACAGACACCUGCAGAACCUGACUUGUCUUAAUAGAAAUUUUACUGCUGUCUUCAGUGGGAGCAGCAUCUGUGCUGAAAACGCCCAAUCACUUAAUCAAGAACAUUUGGGACAGGGGAAGAAGGAAAUCUCUUACCAACACAGACUCAAACUCAGGCCUUGACCUUCCUGUAAAUGAAAAUUAUUUAAAAGUGAGCUUGGCUGUUGGAUAGUGAUUUUCUUGUGCCAGUUAUUAGCUAAUUCUAAGGCUUGACUUUGUGGUAUGAGCUGAAUGCCUGAGGAUGACUUGUAGACUGUGUUCAUCUUAAAACAAAUAAACUCACUGUCCUGUGUUGUAGGAUGAGUAAGCUGUGUAACUCUUUCGCAGUUAGUGUGAGACUCAAAAAUGCUCUUGCUGAGGAGGCUGGAGGCAGCUCUUCAGGGGCUGGGCUGCAGUUAUAAGAGGCAUCCAGAACAGGUAAAGUAACCUCUUCAGAGGGUAUGGGGAGAAACAAUGUGCAUCUCUUCCCUGCCAAGAGAGGAGAGAUCCUUAGGGCUUGCUGUGCAAGGGGGCAGAGCUCUGCACAGGAUUCCUGAUGAGUGCUUUUUUUGCCCAAAGCUGAUAUAGAGUGGAUCUUCUGCCUCAGUGAAUGUUGGACUUGCAGUUUAUUUGCAUUAGACUUUGUGUUGUUUGAAUGUGUUUAUUUUCAGCUCCAUAUAGUGGCAUGGUUGGGCUUUGAAAUGAAGGUAAUCAAAAUAUAAAGAAAACAAAGUCUUUAUGAAAGUGGAGGAGAUAAAAGGAAAAGCUAUAUUGUAAACUAUUCUAAGAAAUACAAACUGGAGCAAUGCCCAGCAGACAUAAAAACCAGAGUGAUACAGUAAAUGAGGCUGUUGUAAUUGAUAAUUAAAAACUUGCAAGAUGUUAUGUUUCUAACAUUUUUUUUUUUACAGAAAAACAAUCAUAUUUCUCAUUGAAAGUCUAAGCGAAAAAUGAACUUGCAGCUGCACAUAGGCUCAGACUUUCCUGUGUUCACCAGAAUACAGUAAAAGUGGGUGAAAUGUUUACUGAGCUGGAAUUUCAGUGAAGAUAUGUCUGCACACCAAUGGUGAUACGUUAUACUUCAGCCCCAGAGCAUAUAUGUCAUGGCUGCCCUCAGCUCACUUCUAGAGGACUGAGCUGCUUCCUGUUUUCCUUCUGAAGUGGAUAGAUUUGCUCACCCCUAAUAAGAAACAAAUGGGACCCAAGUCUUUGACUUACUUGCUUCCAUACUUGAAAGCACAGACAAGCUGGUAUCAUGUUUUUUUCUUUUUAUAUUGCUUGGUACUUGAAUACAGAUAAUUUUUAAAAAAUGUUAUGCACACUAUUUAAAAAACAAGCAAGGUAAACAACAAAGAAAUCCAAAUCUAAAUUUCAGCAGGUAACGCAUUUUUCCAACGCUUCUUGCAAGAGUAUCAGAGAUGGUCUUUCAUUCUUCUUGGAAUAGCAUCUGUACACAGUAGCAACAGACUUUGUAUCCUUGUAAUCACUGUCUUUCAGGAGUUUGAUGCUAAGGUCAUAAGGGGAAAUGUUGGCUAUUUUUUCUUGGUGUGUUGCACCUGCUUGCAAGCAUGUUGAAGUCCUAAGUCACUCUUUUUAUGGUCCUGGAGAGUUUCUUGAGGUCUAAAGUGUUUUGUUCCCUUUCCCAGUAUUUAAAAAACAGUCUUAAAAAAAAAAAAAAAAAGAGGAAUAGCUACAGUCUGCCUAUGAUGCAGAAAAAUUAUUCUUUAAAAAAUGUACAUGUGGUUUCUCUGUAAUCAUCAUAAAUGUUCCCUCUAGGGUCCUGUAGACUACUUUGUUCUGCAGUUGAUGUCCUCAUAGCGCAACCUUCUGACAUAACCUCUAGAGAGGCAUUGUGCUCAAUAUAGGUACAGGAGUGCAGAGUAGAUGGCUGAUCUACAGCUUUAUAAACUGGAUGAAUUGGACUGUUUGAUCCAGGGCCUCCUUUAUGUUGAUUCUGUUGGUUUCAAUGGCCAACCAGAGUGCUAUUAUUUUGAAAAUCCUACAGAUCCUGAACAGUGCCAGAAAAAGCCUUACUGCCUUGAUAAUCCAUAUCCUAUGCUGCUGGUUAACAUAGGCUCAGGGGUCAGCAUCCUAGCUGUAUAUUCUAAGGACAAUUACAAAAGAGUUACAGGAUCCAGCCUUGGAGGAGGAACGUUCCUGGGCCUGUGCUGUUUGCUCACUGGCUGCGAGACCUUUGAAGAAGCGCUGGAAAUGGCAGCAAAAGGAGACAGCACCAACGUGGAUAAGCUGGUGAAGGAUAUUUAUGGAGGCGACUACGAGCGCUUUGGCCUUCAAGGCUCUGCUGUAGCGUCCAGCUUUGGUCAUAUGAUGAGUAAAGAAAAGAGAGAUUCCAUCAGUAAAGAGGACUUGGCCAGAGCUACUUUGGUCACCAUCACCAACAACAUAGGUUCUAUUGCUCGCAUGUGUGCAUUGAAUGAGAAUAUCGAUAAGGUGGUGUUUGUUGGCAACUUUCUCAGAAUUAAUAUGAUUUCUAUGAAGGUGCUAGCAUAUGCUAUGGAUUAUUGGUCCAAGGGACAGCUAAAAGCUCUGUUUUUGGAACACGAGGGUUAUUUUGGAGCUGUUGGGGCUCUUCUAGAAAUGCUUAAAAUGACAGAUGAUCAGUGAUGAAGCUGUCUGAAGAGAUUCCUACUGCAGAUGCUGCUGGGUAAGAGUGAAAGCCACUACAAGGAUGGAAAUGAAGCCAUUAUGGUAGUUCUACCUGCUGGAUUUGUAAAUAAUUUAAAAUCCUUUUAACUGAUCUUUAAUUUCUGAGUUUUGACCUUAUAUUUCAGAAUUCAUACUGGGAAUUAUGAGAUUUUUUUUUCUGUACACUGUAUUUUAUAGGGGAAAAAUGUGCAAAGUGGCCAAACAUACAGAUUUUAUGGAUUUAUUUUAAAAAAUGGAUACUGUUUAAUGUAGGACCUGUGAUAUGAGGCAUCUGCUUUUCUUCUGGGGUUUACUGAUUUGUGUGGUAAUUUUAACUUCAUUUAGUAAUCACUCUAGGAGAUUUUUUUUAUCUUAUUUUCAUGACGUUUCAUGAUUUGUUCUUGGUUUCAAAUGAAACUACAAAGCUGAUGCAUUUUACUGUGAAAACUAGUCAUUGAUUUUCUUGCCUUUCCUUUCCUCAUUAGAUGAGAUACUUUAACAUCUCUCUGCACCCCCCCCAAAAAAAAAAAAAAAAUUUGAAAAUCAUUCUGUGGCUAGAUGCAUUUCUUCAAAGGACUGUGAGGAAGCUUCUUAGCAAUAGGGGGUUUAAGAUUGUAAUUUUUCAGUGGUCAUGAAUUACAACAGGGAGAGACUGCCAACUGGUUCUGCAGGGCUGAUUCUUCUUUAUAAUAAAAAAAUCUAAAGAAGUUGUGAACUAACAUUUUAAUUAUUGACACUAAAAUGAGAAUCUGUUUCUGAAUAAAUCCUCUGAUCAACAUGAAGAGUUCUGUAGUAAAGAUGUUAUUCGCACUUGGUAUUAGAUGGGAAAGGGAGAUUAUCUUCAGUUAUUUUUCUGUAGUCUGCAAAUUUUAACUUGUUCUUAAUUGAAAACAACUGAUAACAUCAUUAUUAAAAGCCUAAUUACUAAAAUUAGAAAAAUACUGACUAAACUAUUUUCUGCUUUUAAACUAGUGUUAACUUCCUCUCCAGGACACUAAAAUUUGAGUGUUUAUUCCAAGACAGUAUUUUCUACCUUUUCGGAUUUGUGAACCUCUCUGGAUUUGUUUUCCCAAGUUGAAUUGAGAUCCCUUUGAAAUCCAUGUACUUAGGUUGCUGCAGAGCAUGUAUAAACUUGGUUUCCUCAGACACCUUGAGGGCUCACAUAUGAGAGGCUGAAAAACAAUUCAUAAAUUAUUUUGUCUUGCAAGACUGUAUGUGAUGUCAUAUAAUGUAAAUGACUCAUCAGAGGGACAGUAUAAAAUUCACUAUAUUUUUGGAAGGGGUAUAUUUCACUUUUUUAAUGAUUAACUUACUUAUCUCCCAAAUGUUGAAAGAUGGUAAUAUUAACUGAAGUGUUAACUUGUGUGAUGGAAAUAAAGACCACUACUGUUUUGACAGUU